Molecule: messenger RNA, 495 nt
Organism: Botrytis fragariae
Lineage: Eukaryota; Fungi; Ascomycota; Leotiomycetes; Helotiales; Sclerotiniaceae
Product: putative cyanate hydratase protein
Exons: 2
Coding region: 1-495 (164 amino acids)
Molecular function (GO): DNA binding; cyanate hydratase activity
Source: RefSeq, a predicted model, not a curated record
AUGGCUGAUCAAACCAAGAUUGCAACGCUCGACAGCACACUUGUCGACCGUCUUCCUACCUCCUCCAAAACCCUCUUUGAAGCUAAAGCCACCAAAGCUUUAACCUUCGAAUCCAUCGCCAACCAACUCGGCCGCUCCGAAGUCGCUGUCGCUGCACUCUUCUACGGCCAAUCGCAAGCCUCUGCUGCCGACAUUGAGAAGCUUUCUCAAAUUCUCGACGUACCACAAUCGAAGCUCGAGGCCGAGCUCGGAGGUUUCCCAGACCGUGGGCGUGCUGGUCCCAUGCCUCCAGUUGAACCUCUCAUCUACCGAUUGUAUGAAAUUGUUCAGAACUAUGGAUAUGCUUAUAAGGCCGUCAUGAAUGAGAAGUUUGGAGAUGGAAUUAUGAGUGCUAUUUCUUUCAGUACCAAGGUCGAGAAGGAGACUGAUGAGCAGGGAAACAACUGGGCCGUUAUUACUUUGAGAGGAAAGUGGUUGCCAUUCUCCAGAUUUUAA